UCUGAUGAAUUAGUCCCACCUCUCCAAUCACGUCGUCCAAAUGGGUGGCAUCAAAGGAACGAAAGUGCGGCUCCCGCGGUAAAUUGGGACAGUCGUCGUACAUCAUUUCCUCGUCCAGAUGCAUGGGGAGGAGGUAGUCGUAGUGAAAUGGGAUAUUCCACGUCUCAACGUGGUGGAUGGAGUGAUCGUGCAUCAUCUCAAGGUGACCGCUGGAAUGCUGGCUAUCGUGGUAACAACCGACAUAAUUCGGGUUCCGGUUAUGGUGGUCGUGGCGGUCCUGUUACUGAAGAUACGUUUGAUGGUUACGGUUCUUGGCGUGAUGGUGUUCACGUUGUUCCUCAAAGAAAUCAACGCAUGGAACGUGAUUUAUUUGGCUCUCCUGAGGAUCCUGAUCGUCAACACACUGGUAUCAAUUUCGAAAAAUAUGAUGAUAUCCCUGUUGAAGCUAGUGGAAACAACGUUCCAGAAUAUGAACAUCUUCUCUCUAAUAUUGAAUUGGCUCGUUACUCUGUUCCCACACCAGUUCAAAAAUAUUCAAUACCGAUCGUCUCGACUGGUCGUGAUCUUAUGGCUUGCGCACAAACGGGUUCUGGUAAAACUGGUGGUUUUUUAUUCCCCAUUUUGUCGGAGCUUUUUAAACAUGGCCCACCUGAACAAACUGGUUCCCGUAACAUGUAUCGUAGUCGCAAAGCUUAUCCAGUUGCAUUGGUCCUUGCACCGACACGUGAAUUAGCUAUGCAAAUUUAUGAUGAAGCACGAAAAUUUGCCUAUCGUUCUUGGGUAAGACCGUGUGUUGUUUAUGGUGGCGCUGACAUUUCUUCACAAUUGAGACAAAUUGACCGUGGAUGUGACCUUUUGACCGCUACACCUGGACGACUUGUGGAUUUGAUUGAACGUGGUCGCGUAAGUUUAUCUCAAAUACGAUAUUUAGUUCUUGAUGAAGCUGACCGUAUGUUAGAUAUGGGAUUUGAACCUCAAAUUCGUCGUAUAGUAGAAAAUGAAGGUAACGCGUUUAUUUGGUUACUGAAAUUUUUAAAUUCUCAUUUAUUUAUUAUUUUAAAUUCUGUUGUUGUAGAUAUGCCUGGUGUCAAUGAUCGACAAACGCUUAUGUUUAGCGCCACUUUUCCUCGAGACAUUCAAGUUCUUGCUCGUGAUUUUUUGAAGGACUAUGUUUUCUUAAGUGUUGGGCGUGUCGGUAGUACAAGUGAGAACAUCACCCAAAAGAUUGAAUAUGUUGAAGAUGAUGAUAAACGAUCGGUGUUAUUAGAUAUCCUACAUGCUCAACCAGAUUCUGAUCAUGGACUUACAUUAAUCUUUGUUGAAACAAAACGCAUGGCUGAUAUGUUGUCAGAAUUUCUUGUUCAAUCAGGUUUUCCUGCUACAUCAAUUCAUGGUGAUCGAUCACAGCGUGAACGUGAACGCGCUUUAGAAUCUUUUCGUACAGGUCGAACACCUAUCAUGGUGGCGACUGCUGUGGCCGCCCGUGGGUUAGACAUUGUUAAUGUCACUCAUGUCAUCAAUUAUGAUUUACCUACAGAUAUUGAUGACUAUGUACACCGAAUUGGUCGUACUGGACGUGCUGGUAAUGUUGGAAUAUCAACGGCAUUCUUCAAUCGUGGUAAUAAAGGAAUUGUUAGAGAAUUGAUUGAACUGUUAAGAGAGGCCAACCAAGAAAUUCCUCCCUGGUUGGAAACUAUUGCAAGAGAGACUUCAUCUAAUUAUGGUUCUCGUAGCGGUAAUAGUGGUCGUGGUCGAGGCCGCGGUCAAAAUCGUGAUUAUCGUAAAUUUGGUAGUAAUAGUGAAAGAGGCAGCUAUGGAAGUGGUGGCAAUGAUUAUUAUUAUGGUGGUGGAAAUUACGGGGGUGGUUAUGGUGGUGGAAAUUAUGGUACAUCAAAUGGAUAUAGUAACAAGCAAAGUUGGUGGUAG
Molecule: messenger RNA, 1926 nt
Organism: Cetraspora pellucida
Lineage: Eukaryota; Fungi; Glomeromycota; Glomeromycetes; Diversisporales; Gigasporaceae
Source: the annotation of a GenBank genome assembly